Gekko japonicus is the source of this 554-nucleotide messenger RNA. RefSeq names its product 3-hydroxyisobutyrate dehydrogenase, mitochondrial-like. Gene Ontology annotation, biological process: L-valine catabolic process. The coding region runs from base 72 to 554 and encodes 160 amino acids. The transcript has 5 exons. Gene Ontology annotation, molecular function: NADP binding; 3-hydroxyisobutyrate dehydrogenase activity. The record is from RefSeq and is a predicted model, not a curated record. Gene Ontology annotation, cellular component: mitochondrion. NCBI's taxonomy places the organism in Eukaryota, Metazoa, Chordata, Lepidosauria, Squamata, Gekkonidae.
CGAGCGAAGCGCAGAGAGCGAAGGAGGUGGUGUCUAAGCGGAGGUCGUGGUGUUGGAGGCGGGGAAGCAGCAUGGCAGCAGCGCUAAUGCUCAGAGCCUCCGUCAACUUGCUGCCUAAGCAAAGGAAGGUGUAUGCAGGCAGCAUUGCAAUGGUGUCUUCUAGGGCAAUGGCUUCCAAGACCCCUGUUGGAUUCAUUGGUUUGGGCAACAUGGGUAAUCCAAUGGCAAAAAACCUUAUCAAAAAUGGCUAUCCUGUUAUUGCAUAUGAUGUAUUUCCAGAAGCUUGUAAAGAAUUUCAAGAUGUGGGUGCACAGGUGACUGAUUCCCCAGCAGAUGUGGCAGAAAGAGCUGACAGGAUUAUUACAAUGCUUCCAUCUAAUCCUAAUGCAAUAGAGGUUUACACAGGAAACAGUGGAAUUUUGAAGAAAGUGAAGAAAGGAUCUUUGUUAAUCGACUCCAGUACUAUUGAUCCUGCAGUUUCAAAAGAGCUAGCCAAAGAAGCUGAAAAAAUGGGAGCUGUUUUUAUGGAUGCUCCUGUUUCUGGUGGAAAGUGA